Molecule: messenger RNA, 17103 nt
Organism: Aspergillus costaricaensis CBS 115574
Lineage: Eukaryota; Fungi; Ascomycota; Eurotiomycetes; Eurotiales; Aspergillaceae
Product: acetyl-CoA synthetase-like protein
Exons: 3
Coding region: 1-17103 (5700 amino acids)
Biological process (GO): amino acid activation for nonribosomal peptide biosynthetic process; secondary metabolite biosynthetic process
Cellular component (GO): cytoplasm
Molecular function (GO): phosphopantetheine binding; catalytic activity
Source: RefSeq, a predicted model, not a curated record
AUGAGGAGUUUAGAAAAUCACCCUGGUGGGUUAUUUCCCACGCUGGUCCCCCCGAGCGCUGGCGGUAACACGAAAUUCCAUACCCGAGAGAUCUCACCGGACAUCCUCACAAACCUUCUGAAAAUCAUCAAACAAGAGGGAAUUGAUCUGGCUCUGCUGUUGCGCAGCAUCUGGGCCAUUGUUCUCCGCCAAUACAUCGAGUCGGACUGGCUGUGCUUCAAGGCGGGGAGCAUGAGCUCAGCUUCCUCUGCCUUGGAUGAGCUGGGCUAUCGAAUUGGCAUCUCGUCACAUGAGACCCCAGAAGGUAUCUGGAGACAGCAGCAAAACAUCACCGGCAUCAGCACGGUGGGCUUGAACUGGGAGAUGAACACUGGUGUCUUUGUAUUCAAGCUGUGCAGCCUUGACCAGGCCCCUGACUGCGAUAAGCACUGGCGAACCAGAGCGAUGUUGCAGCACGCGGUGGAUGCCUGCUUGGUUUUAGAAGAAGUGGACGCCGAUACCCGUCACCUCUAUCUCCUAGCUAAAGGGACAUUACUGUCCCCACAGCAGGCUCAGUAUGUCGCAGACACCAUCGCUCAAGUCACUUCUGAAGUUCUGGACAAGCCGAACCAGACACUCAGGGAUAUCAAUUAUUUUAAUCCCCAGCAUUCGCAAAUGCUACAAGAGUGGAACCACCGUAACAUCUGGCCUGCUGAGGGCGACACUUUCUCUUCCAUUUUGGAUACUAUUCGAAAACACAGUAAGCAGAGCCCUGACGCGCAAGCUAUAAUCGCCUGGGAUGGCUGUCUCUCCUACAGGGAUCUUGAGACACGCAGCACACAUCUCGCAGAGUAUCUGUGCCAUCUCGGUGUUGGCCCGGGUGUCAUGGUGCCUAUGCUCCUGGACCACAGCCAAUGGGUCGUCAUUACCCAACUGGCCAUCCUAAAAGCUGGAGCAGCAUUCGUACCCCUGGAGCCAUCCCAUCCGCAGGAGAGACUGCGAUAUAUAGUGCGCUGUGUGAAAGCCUUCGUAAUUGUGGCAUCCGAGGCGCAUUGCGCUCGGGGUCAGCAACUGGUUGACCGUGUCAUCCCGAUUAGCAGGGGCAUAUGGAGCAAGGUGCAUACCUUAAUCCCUCCCGCAACGUGCAUAACUCCGGCUGCAGACACUCCCGCCUAUAUUCUCUUCACCUCCGGCAGUACGGGGCAGCCCAAAGGCUGUGUUAUCGAUCACCGUGCGAUGGCCCAACUUCCUCAUGACGAUGUAGCGGCAUCUCUGGGGCCUAACUCACGUGUGCUGCAAUUUGCUACCUACAGUUACGUCAUGGCCAUCUAUGAAAUAUAUUGGUGCCUGAGUAAUGGCGGGACACUUUGUAUCCCCUCGGACCAUGACAGGCUGAACAAUCUCUUCGCCGUGAUGGAGGAGAUGCAGAUUACCUGGGCCGUGUUGACUCCGUCAGUACUGCGACGGCUGAACACUAAUACGCCGCCAUCGAAUCUCCAGACACUUGGGCUAGGCGGAGAGGCAUUGGAUGCAGGGGAUAUCAAGGGCUGGGUGCGAAAGGUGCAAAUGUGGUUCGGAUAUGCGUCCAGUGAAGGGACAGCGCUGAACUGCCUCACGGAACUUCACGGACAAUCAUAUGCAAUAGAAUUUGCGCCUACAAGUCGGGUUCGUCACUGGAUUGUUGAUCCCGACAGUCAUCAUAAACUCGCAGCGGUGGGUACUGUCGGGGAAUUGGUCGUUGAGAGCCCCGGGCUUGCUCGCGAAUACCUGGACAAUCCAACAGCCACUGCGGAUGCAUUUUUUGAAGGUCCCGACUGGAGAAAAUCUUUCCGAUAUCCCCAGGACGGGGGUAAGCCAAUUCGGAUGUAUAAGACCGGUGACCUCUUCCGCUAUACGAUGGGCGGCAGCAUGCAAUACGUUGGCCGGAAGGCUACGCAAGUCAAGAUCCGCGGGCAACGCUUGGAUCUGGGAGAAGUCGAAUCCCAUGUGCGUCAACUAUGUCCUGCACCCACCCGCGUGAUUGCAGAGAUAGAUGUCCCAAAGGGAGGAGUGGGGACACCCAUGCUGGCUGUGUUUAUCUGUUCCGAUUGCUAUAUAUCUGAGGAGCCAGAAGCCACUCCGUCAGAUGAGACUUCUCUGUUUGCUAUUCCCUCCGAUCGUUUCCGGGCCGACAUAGCGCAGUUAACACGGGGCCUACAAUCCUCCCUACCAGCGCAUAUGCAUCCCAGUGUCUACAUUCCUUUGCAGCGCUUUCCGGUCACAUUGACGGGUAAAGCAGACCGUCGUCGGUUGCGUGAUCUGAUCCAACAGCAUACUCGUGACGAGUUGCGGUGCUACCAAUCCAUAACGAAUAAUUCAACACCUCCCAGCACUCACAUAGAGCGAGAGAUCCAUGGCCUUUUUGCCGAGGUAUUAGGAAUCAGUGCUGGUGGGUUUGGGGUUCACCAGAGCUUCAUACGUCUGGGAGGAGAUUCGCUCGCCGCGAUGAAGCUGGUGAGCUUGAGUCGUAAGCUAGGUAUUGGCCUGACGGUCGAGCAGAUCAUGGAGAACAAGACUGUUGCCAAACUGAGCAGCAUCGCGUCGGUGGCCAAAUUUACUCCUGUCAACAAAAUGUCGCCUCCGGGACAUGUCCCUGUCGACGCUAAACUUCCGCUCGACUUAUGGGAAGGAAUCGAAGCGGAGCACAUCGAAUCCAUAUCCGCCUGCUCCCCAAUCCAACAAGGAAUCCUAUUGGGGCACAUCCGGAAACCGGCCCACUACCAUAAUCGUAUUGUGUGGGAAGUUCUCGACGCCCCUGCGGGACGAGAUAUUGAUCGAAUGUGCCGUGCAUGGGCGCACGUUUGCCGUCGCCAUCCCAUGCUACGCACUUUCUUUGCGGAGAGCCCAGCUGGGAGCAGCUCCUUGGCCUUGCAAAUCACGCUAAAAAAGGACCACGUAGAGCCUCAGGAUGUCGAAGUGCUCUAUGAGGAACCUGGACUAAGGCCCGACACGCAUCCAUCUCUGACCUCUGGACAGCCCCUGCAGUGGAUUCCUCGAUUCAAAAUUUAUCAGGCUACCGGCGACCGGCUAUAUUGUGCAAUCGAUGUCCAUCAUGCUCAAGUAGACAUGAUAUCCCUGGGGAUCAUUAUCCGGGAUCUGAGGCGUUGCUAUCUGGAUGGGACCGAAUAUGUUGCACAGGGCGACCUGCCUGAAUCUAACAGUGUGUCAUACGCCGAUUAUGCUCAGUAUAUUUUUGCAUGCCAGUCAGAGGAGAGUCUCAGUCACUGGAAGAGCCGUCUAUUCAACGCGGAGCCGUGUGUAUUUCCCCGCCUGCAGCAGGGUCCGUUCGAGGACGCUCGGUCGAACCUUUGCAGUGUCGAACUCCCUCUAGCGCCGGUGAGUGACCGUCUGCGGUCAUUCUGCAAGAAUAUGGAUGUCACUGUGGCCACAGUGUUCAAGCUUGCCUGGUCAGUGGUGCUAAGCGCAUAUACUGGGUCUCGCUGUGUCUGUUACGGUUCGGUGACAGCACUGAGAGAUGUUCCUUUACCGGGAGUCGAAGACCUGGUCGGGCCACUAAUUAAUACACUGCCGUUCUGUUUGAAGUUGAACCCAGAUAAGGGAGUGAUGGAAGCGCUUCGAUGGAUUCAAGAGCUAUUCCUUGAAGAAUUGCCACACCGACAAGUAUCCAUUGCAGAGAUUCAACAUUCCCUGGACAGUAGCAGUGGCCCUCUCUUCAACACCACCAUGAGUUUUGUUGACCGCUUAGACAUUGCGGCAGGCUCCCUAGAUUCGCUACAGCUGGUCUCCUGGUACGGGCCAACCGAGUAUGACCUCCAAGUUGAAGUGACUUCUUGGCCUUCCGUCUCGUGCUGCAUCAGGUACUGGAGCCAUAUGAUGUCCAAGGUGCAAGCAUCUGCCCUGGCAGAUACUCUGUCUAUGACAGUUUCGCAGAUUCUCCGUGCUGCAUCUUCAGGCGAGGCAAUCGGAAACCUUGAUCCAUGUACUACCCGAGAUAUGCAGAAGAUCCUCGAAUGGAAUGGGUCUCCCCCGGAAGCUGUACCGGCGCGGGUGCACGAUCUGAUCAAGGCUCGAUGUGACGAGCAGCCAGAUGCCUUGGCAGCCUGGGCCUGGGAUGGUGCUUUGAGCUAUCGGGACCUUGACUGUCUCUCCUCGAAAUUAGCUAAAAGGCUUAUGGUCCAUGGCGUCGGGCCUGAAGUUUUUGUCGGUAUCUGUUUUGACCGCUGCAAAUGGACGUUGGUAUCGGUGCUCGCUGUCGCUAAAGCCGGGGGUGCAUUUUGUCUGAUGGACUCGUCGCAUCCGACAUAUCGCUUGCGCGAGAUUUGUGACGCCCUGAAAGCAACUUUGGUGAUCACGACACCCACACAUGUUGAAAAGGCAUCCGAGUGCGAGCGUCCUUUGCUGGUAGUGGAGGAAGGUGUGUGUUCUGAAUUGGAUGAUCUACCAGGUGACUCGAAGUUUGAAAACCCUGACACACUCUGUCAAAAUGCAUGUUAUGCCGUGUUCACAUCCGGCUCGACGGGAAAGCCCAAAGGCGUCGUUAUCACACACGGGAAUCUGGCUGCAACAAUUAAGGAUUGUCCUCAGCGGUUGGAUUUGCGACCAAGCGAUCGGUCUCUUCAUUUUGCAUCAUAUGCCUUUGACGUCAGUAUCAUCGAAAUUAUGGUCCCUAUGGUAGUGGGGGCCUGUGUUUGUAUUCCAUCGGAGCAUGACCGUUUAAACAACCUGCCGAAGGUCAUGGCGGACCUUGGAGUGACAUGGGCAAUCAUGACCCCGACAGUGUCUCGGUUACUGGAUCCUCCCAGGCUCCCCAUUCUUCGAACUCUGGUCCUUGGGGGAGAGGCCAUCAUGUCUUAUGAUUUCACAACCUGGCAAGGUUCGGCGACCCUCAUCAGCGCAUAUAGCCCGGCUGAAUGCACGCCGAUUGGCCUUUCCACUAUCGUCCCGGCGGAAGAUCCAAACUGUUUGGGCAAGCCAUUCUCGUCCAUCUCGCCCUGGAUCGUUGACCCAGAAAAUGUUCAGCGGUUGGUCCCGGUUGGUGCCGUAGGAGAGCUCGUCAUAGAAGGAACAGCUGUCGGUCGAGGCUAUCUACACGAUACAGAGCACCGCGAUGACUUAUCCUCACCGUUUAUUCCUCUGACUCGAUGGAUAUCCCAAUUUCGGACCAUCGACGUGUCCAACCCACCUCGGCUGUAUCGUACCGGUGACCUGGUCCAAUAUACAGAGGACGGGUCGGUACGAUUUAUCGGGCGCAAGGACCUGCAAGUCAAGAUCAGGGGUCAGCGACUGGAACUGGGCGAAGUGGAAUCUCGACUCCGGAGCUACCUUUCGUGGGCUGGCGCCAUCGUCGUUGAAGCUGUCGUUUGGAAUCCCCCAAUCGGUCGUGCAGUACUAGUUGGCUUUAUAUCUAUCAGCUCUCCAGAUGUCACAGACAACGCCGAGACAGUAUGUGAGAUAGCCGGAUCGUUCGAUGAUGAUAACAACAGUGUAUAUCAGCAUGACAUCGACAAAGCUUGUUCCCACCUUCAGGACGAACUGCCAAACUGGAUGGUCCCGUCGGUGUUUCUGAGGGUGCAGGGUAUUCCAAUGACCAAAUCUGGAAAGGUUGAUCGACGCAGACUGCGACAACUAGCUACCCUGAUUCCCAGAGAGACCCUGGGGACUUCUGAUGCUGAUGAAUCCCAUCGUCAGGCCCUACUGACCGAAAAAGAGAAACAGCUACAGUUGACUUUUGCGAACGUCCUACGAAUGCCCCCCGGGAAGAUAUUUUCUGACAGUCACUUUUUCCAACUUGGGGGUGAUUCUGUUGGAGCCAUGGAGUUGGUGGCCACGGCGAGGCUACAGAAUAUGGCAAUCACUGUCAGUGAUGUUUUUCAGCAUCCCAGGGUGGGUGAGCUGGCAGCGGUGGCCACCGCUGCCAAUGAUGAGAUGGCCUCCGAGAUUCCGCCCUUUAGCCUUCUGCCUUGGGGCUAUGAAUCAGAGAUUACCUCAUCCGCUGUAGAGCAAUGUGCUCUGUCAAUGAAUGACUUGGAGGAUAUGUAUCCGUGCACCGCCUUUCAGGAAGGCUUAAUGGCUCUUGCUAGUCGGGAAGCUGGCAAGUACGCUCGUCAGUGCCUAUUCGAGCUCGGACGCGAUGUUGAAAUAAAUAAAUUGAAAAGUGCAUGGCAAGCAACAGUCGCUGCCAAUGCCAUCCUCCGCACCCGAAUCAUUCACGUUCAUCCGCACGGUACCUUCCAGGUGGUCCUGAUGCCAGCCGCUGCUCCGAUUGUAUGGCAAAGAUAUGAGACCAUCGAUGAAUGGCGCAAGAAGGGGUCGGAAAUGAACAUGGGACUGGGAACUACAUUGUCUCAUUUCAGCGUACUCAGCUCAGCCCAGGGACAGACCUUUAUAGGGGUCUCUUUACAUCACGCCAUAUACGACGGUGUCUCCCUAACCAGACUGUUUGACCAGGUGCAAAGGGCAUAUAAAAAUGAACGGCUGGCCCCUGCUAAAUUUACACCGUUUAUUCACUCCCUGGUCUCUCAAAAUUCUCAGGAGGUAGAGGAAUUCUGGCGCACAGAAUUCCAUGGACUUGAGACCUCGGUAUUCCCAGAGCUGCCCGAGCCUGGGUUUGUCCCUAACCCUACAGCAAGCGUCGAGAAGGAGAUCCCAUUUUCACGGGCACCACACCUAUCCAAAUUUACCCUCUCGACGGUAAUGAGGCUGGCAUGGGCUCUGCUAGUCUCAUAUUAUACGGAUACUGAGGAUGUAGUCGUUGGCAUCACUGUCAGCGGUCGAGCGCGUCCUGUUCCUGGGAUUAACUUCAUAACUGGCCCUACUAUGGCCACUGUUCCAUUCCGCACGCGAAUAUGUCGUGAUGAUCUACUCCUCGACGCUCUUCGUAAUGUGCAAGAUCAUUCACGGCGAACGAUUCCCUUCGAGCAGGCAGGUUUGCAAAGGAUCCGAGAGCUCAGCCAUGAAACAAGGGCUGCCUGCGACUUUCGGUCACAGUUGGUCAUUCAACAUGACGAGCAUAGCCAGGCCUCUUUGGACGUGAUGAUACUGCGUGAUCAGCUUGCGGACUAUGCGGCAUUUCUCAACUACGCCUUGGUCAUUGUGUGCACCCCCUCGACAGCAAACCAAACGAUUGGCGUAACUAUUCAGUUCGAUCCGCAAGUUGUACCGCCGGCGGCCGCAGAUCGGCUGCUGAGCCAAUUCUCCCAUAUCGUGAACCAGAUGUGUGCGCCAACUAAUUCCAACCCUAGGCUUAGCGAUAUCGGGACAAUAACGCCCCAAGAUUGGUGCUCACUACGACAAUGGAACGGCAACCUUCCACUUGCCUACCCCCAUACACUUCAUCAUCUUGUACUCUCCCAGGCGGAGACCACGCCCGACAGACGCGCUGUGGAAUCGUGGGAUGGAACCUUGACAUAUGCGGAACUAGAUUACUUUUCGGGCAGGCUAGGGCAGCAUCUGUUGACCUGCGGACUGAAACAGGGUUCUCGGGUGAUUUUGCUUUUUGAUCGCUCCCUGAUAUCGGUAGUGGCAAUGCUGGCAGUGCUUCGGUCAGGAGGUGUUUGUGUCAACAUUGACCCAUUCCUCCCACAGGCCCGCCUUGCUCAGCUAAUACGCCAAGCACGGCCCUCAAUGGCUAUGGCAUCAUCGGAAUAUCGGUUGUGGGAGGCAGAUACAAUGCCGAUACCUCUUCUCGACGUUGAAUCAUUGGAUACCAUCCCACGCGUCGCAAAGGACAUUGCCUGGCCAAUUGUGCACUCGACUGACCUCGCAUUUCUUCUCUUUACUUCCGGCAGCACUGGAAAUCCUAAAGGCAUUAUGGUUGAACAUGGAAAUUGCGCUACCGAUAUUAAUCACUACAGUGCUUUCUUGGCCAUCACCCCAGAAAUCAGAACGUUACAUUUCUCUAGCUAUGCAUUUGACGUGAGCAUCUACGAGGUUCUGACACCCUGGAUGCACGGUGGUUGUCUGUGUAUUCCAUCAGAGUCUGCACGGCUGUCAGAUUUACCCGGUGUCAUGCGGAAAUACCAGGUCAAUUUUUCCAUCUUGACCCCUUCGGUGGUAAAUGCGCUACACCCGAGUGACAUUCCGAGUAUGCAAACCCUCGCCAUCGGCGGUGAAGUGAUGCCCGCGGCUAUGUUCGACCGCUGGGCCUCUCAUGUACGCUUGUUCAGCAUGUACGGCUCCGCGGAAGCCACCCAGUGUGCCGCUGUUCAUCUAGCUCCCACAGACCAGUUUGUGCCCGGUCUCUUUGGUGCUAUGGUUGGCGCCUCGGGCUGGGUCACGGUCCCUGGCAAUCCAAGCCAGCUUGCCCCAAUUGGUGCGGUGGGCGAGCUCCUCAUCGAAGGUCCAGUUGUAACUCGGGGCUACUUUGACGAGCCGGAACAGACGCAUGCAUCCUAUAUCAAACCCCCAGACUGGUUGCAGGAGUUUCGCGGCCCCGCUGAGCCUGGUCGGCUCUUCCGCUCCGGAGACCUGGUGCAGUAUGUACCUAACCAGCCAGGCUGGCUACGCUACAUUGGGCGCAAGGAUAAACAAGUCAAAAUCCGUGGACAACGGGUUGACCUGGCGGAAGUUGAGCACCAUGUCAACGAGAUACUCCCUGCAGGCAGCCAGGCAAUUGCCGAGGCCCUGUUCCACCACUCAUCUCCAGGGCGUUCGGUGCAGCUCGCUGUAUUCUUGACCAUGGGUUCACAGUCGACCGUCGAGGUCGACAUUAUAUGCACCCUCAAUGAGCCAGUUAAGCGGCUCAUAGCUGAGUUACAGCAGCAACUCUGUAAGCGUCUUCCCUCAUACAUGGUCCCUACCAUGUUCUUCCCGGUAUCCCAUGUUCCUCAAACAUCGACCGGCAAGGCCGAUCGGAACCGGCUGCGGCAGUUGGUUGAAGGGUGGACGACCGAGCAGCUGCUGCCGUAUCACCCGCUCAGUACCGAUUCAACGCAUGCACCCGUAGAGACAGCUGAGGAGCGCACCUGGCAGCGCCUGUGGUGCGAGGUACUCUGCGUUCAUGCCGAGAUUAUCGCCAGAACUAGCCAUUUCUUCCACCUUGGCGGCGACUCCGUUCGAGCGAUGAAGUUGGCCGGAUUAGCGCGACGUGAGGGGUGGAUAAUAGCUGUGCCAGAUAUUUUCGCUCAUCCAACGCUAUCUGAAAUGGCGAGUCUUGCCGUACCCUCCAAAGGUGUGUCGGCUCCAUCUCCAGACCCUUUUAGUCUGGUAGGAAGCGGACGGAGGACAUCAGACCUGAUCGACACGGCUACUCGCCAGUGCAGCAUCACCCAAGGUGAUAUAGAGGAUAUCUAUCCUUGUACCCCACUCCAAGAGGCUCUCAUAGCGUCAACAGUACAGAAACCCGGCACCUAUCAGGCGCUGGAAGCUUUUGAUUUGACCGCCGAUGUGGAUUUGACACUCUUGAACAUGGCCUGGCACAAGACAGCCGCUAUCCAUGCUAUCCUCCGCACGCGAAUCAUGCAAGAGCAUACUGGCGAAUUGUUCCAGGUGGUAGUAAAAGGCCCAUUAUCAUGGACCGUGGAACAAGCGGAUGAAAUCUCUGAUGAUGAGCUAAUGCAUUUCCAGCGCACUAUGGGUAUUGGAACCCCAUUGAUUCAUCUGGUCCUUCUACAAUCCGCUCGAUCAACAUUACCUGAUCGUCUCCUGCUUUCGGUACAUCACGCAUUGUACGAUGGAUGGUCCCUGCCCUUGCUUCUCGAGGAGGUCAAUAAGCAAUACCACGAUCCAAACUGGCCCCAUGACCCAACCCCAGGUUUCAACGUCUUUGUUUCCCAUGUAGCUAAGUCGGUGGAUGAGUGCCACGCGUUCUGGAAACAGGAGCUGGAAGCGAAGACAGAAGCUCCGGCAUUUCCACGUUUGCCGGACGGGGCAUACGUUCCAAACCCGCAGGCUAUCUUGCAAGACCGAGUCUCAGUGAGCCCGGCGCAGGAUGGAAGUGAAAUAACCCUUGCAACUAUGAUACAGGCAUCUUGGGCGUUAACUGCGAGUUGCUACUUGAACGCGAACGAAAUAGGGUUCGGGAUCACCACCUCUGGUCGAGCUGCUCCUGUUCCAGGAAUUGAUCGACUGUUAGGGCCUACGCUGGCUACACUGCCCCGACGUAUACACAUCCAGAAAAAGCUGGAUGUCAAGACAUUUCUGCAGCAAUUACAGCGGAGCUUUACAGAGCAGUCCAAGUAUGAAUACAUUGGGUUGCAGCAGAUUCGGCAGCUGGGGCCAUCAUCCGCCAGCGCGUGUCGCUUUCAGACCCUUCUGGUUAUCCAACCCGAACCGAUGGAGGGCAAGCUGGAUUGGGCUGAAAGCCGCCAGAGUGUGGCCAAGUUGACGCACUUUAGCAGCGUUGCGUUGACCCUUAUCUUCCAACUCCCCUCUAACUCUUCCCCGACGUCUAUCGGCCUGAUAGCCGUGUAUGACCCUGAAGUAUUGGCACCCGCACAGAUGCAACAUGUUCUGUUGCAAGUUAAGCAUAUCUUCGGCGAGCUGCAAAAAGCCCCGGUGGGGUCUCCGAUAGCCUCCCUCAGUAUGCUGAACCCCGGCGAUGCCGCAGAAUUGCAACGGUGGAAUACGCUCACUCUCCCUACCCGAAAGCACCAAGAUCAAAUAUUUGUGCAUGACAUGAUACGGCGUCGAUGCCAGCUACAACCCGAUGCUGUAGCCGUUCAGGCAUGGGACGGAAGACUCACCUACGGAGAGCUGUAUUCGUACACAGAAUAUCUGGCUGUAAAGCUACAGUCAUACAAUGUUCACAAGAACCGUUUUGUUGCUCUCUAUUUCGAGAAGUCAUGUUGGACCGUUGUCGCCCAGCUGGCAGUUCUGAUGGCCGGAGGGGCCCUCGUGAUGCUAGAGCCCUCUCACCCCAUCAAUCGCCAUCGAGAGACCUGUCAGAUUCUGGAUGUCACCCUGCUCCUCGGUCCUCCCCACCUCACAGAAUCGUUGCAACAAGCGCUCCAGGUUGAGAUCAUCCCUAUCAGUGAGGCUCAUCUCACCGCAGUUGACGAGAAACACCUAUCAACUGAUAAUCCUGUACAAUCGGAUGACCUCAUGUACGCUAUUGCUACGUCUGGGACUACCGGCCGUCCUAAGCUGGCAUUGGUUCAUCAUGGAGGAUUCGUUGCCAGUGCAAGGGCGCUGAUCGAUCAGUUUAAACUUCGGGAAUCAUCUCGGGUUCUCCAGUUCUCCAGCUACGGGUUCGAUGCGCACUUGCUAGAACAACUGCUUCCGCUAGUUGUAGGAGGUUGCGUCUGUGUCCCAUCCCCGUAUGACCGUGACAACCGACUGGUGUCCACUCUGGCCACCAUGAAGAUCGAUUGGCUAAUUGCGCCGGCAUCUGUCAUCUCCUUACUUUCUCCGGACAAUUCUCCGUCCAUCCAGACUUUGGUAUCUGCGGGCGAACCAUUGCAGCAAGAAAUAAUUGACAUGUGGGCUACUCGAGUCAAUCUCAUAAAUGCCUACGGCCCAGCGGAGUGUAGUGUUGUGUGCUCAGUCAACCCAAGUGUAAGACUUGGGACCGAUCCUAACAAUAUCGGAUACCCGGUCGGUGGCAACUUUUGGAUCGUAGACCCGGAUGAUAUCAACUCUGUCUUGCCAAUUGGCGCCGAAGGAGAACUCCUGGUCGAAGGGCCUGUUGUUGGUGUCGGAUAUGCGAAAGACACCCGACGCACAGAAGAUGCAUUUCCAUCAACACCGCCUCACUGGCUCCGCUCCUCUCGCGGGGUUUCAGUUCACACGAGAAUCUACCGCACAGGAGAUAUCGCUCGAUAUAACUACGACGGUUCUCUGCAUUACGUUGGUCGUAAGGACUCACAAAUCAAGUUAAAUGGGCAGCGGAUUGAGCUCGCCGAGGUGGAACAUCACGUCCGGCUAUGUUUCCCAAGUGCCGCCCAGGUAGUUGUUGAUAUGGUAAAAUAUGACGAUGCUGAUACUAGCUCCCUCGUUGCCCUCAUCGUCUCGACUGGGUCGGGCUUUCCAGCGCCUGAAUCAAACAUCUUGCUCCCAACAACCACAGAUUUCCUCAACGAUGUUCAACUCGCGGAAGCACUUCUUCAGGAUCGCAUCCCACCUUAUAUGAUCCCGACGCUGUUCGUGCCGGUGGCACGAAUACCAUUCAAUACUAAUGGCAAGGUAGAUCGGGUUCGUCUGCGAACCUUGGUUGCUUCUUUGUCCAUUCAGGAUCGUACAGCCUAUCGUUCCACAGCCACAACAGAACCUACCACAGAUUUAGAAGUUACUCUUCAUGAGAUCUGGUCCCGCGUUUUGAGGAUUUCCCCUCAGAAGCUUGGCAUUCAUGAAAGCUUCUUUCGUGUAGGCGGCAAUUCAAUCAGCAGUAUGCAGCUCGCGGCACAGUGCAACGAGGCUGGCCUACCAGUAUCCGUUCAGGAUAUCUUCCGUCACCGAACAAUUUCGCGGUUGGCAGCAUCAUUUGAGGGUCAUUCGGUCCCGGUGAACAUAUCCUCCGAUAUCAAUAGCCAAGAUGAUUUUCUAGGCCCAAUCCAGCGGCUGCUACCUGAAGAUGAGCACUCCAGGGCUCUGGGGGAUUUGCAUCUUGCUGAUUACACUGAUAGCCAGCUCGACGAGAUAAGUCAGGCCCUUCCGCCCGGAUAUGAAGGAGAGAUACAAGAUAUAUACCCCUGCUCCCACGUGCAGCAGGGCAUGCUCAUCAGCAAUGCACGCAACUCCAGCCUCUAUCAGCAGGUCUAUCGCUUUGAGGUGGUUCAAGGCCGGGGUGCACCCAAGGUUGACUGUCAGCAAUUGGUGAGGGCGUGGCAUGCGGUGGUCAAGCGCCAUGGAGCCUUGCGGUCCGUUUUUCUCUGUAUACCGGGGAGAGGGUUCCACCAGAUCGUGCUCGCCAAUGCAAGAGAUAAUAUCAUAAUUGCGGCUGACGGCAACCGUAGCAGUACAAACAACCACAAAAUACCUGGUACACAAGAUCUGCAUCGUCCUUUGCCAACUCUAAUCAUUCACCAAGAGCCUGAUGAGCAGUUCUGGAUUGAAUUGCACAUAAGUCAUGCUCUUCUGGAUGGAGUGUCGCUGCGAGUCAUCGAACAAGACCUCCUCAAAGCAUACUACGACAAUUUACCCUCUUCAUUACCUGACUAUCGGGAUUACAUUACCUAUCUACGGGCAAGGGGAAAACAAGAGAUAUCUCUGGGCUACUGGAGAAAAUACCUGGAGGGCGUGCAACCAUGCCUCUUUCCGUGCCUCUGCGACUCUACGGCGACAAUGAUAGACGUAUCGGAGCCAAAGGCAACAGUCGACUUCGUGUCGCUUGACUUGGGCCCUCCGAAGGCUCUCGAUCAAUUGUGUGAGACUCAUUGUCUGAGCCUCACCGCCAUCUUGCAUGUGGUCUGGGCCAUUGUACUGCAACAAUAUACCAGAACGGACAAUGUGUGCUUUGGAUAUGUCACCUCCGCGCGGCAGGUCCCCGUUCCUCAUGUGGAUGAAAUUGUUGGUCCAAUGAUCAACAUGCUGCCGAGCCAAAUCCAACUCUCCAGGGAUUCAUCAGUGCUAUCCACACUACAGGGUUACACUGUUCAAUUCAUGUCCUGCAUGGAGCAUGCUUACGUCUCACUAGGACAGAUAUUGCACUCUGCUAUGCCCAGUACACAAUCACUAUUUAACACAGUGAUAACUAUUGUUGAGCCUGGAGACCGUAGGGACGAUGCUAAUAAUCCCUGCUUAUCGUUGGUUGGUAUCGAUGGACAAGGGGAGACAGAGUAUGCGUUGGCUUUGACCGUUUCCAAAACAUCAGGCCGCAUGGAUUUGCACCUUUCAUACCAAACAUCUAUGGUCAAUGCUUCCCGGGCCCAUGAUCUAUGUUUGAUGUUUCGAAAAGUCCUAUGCGAGGUCUUGAAGUGGCCCACGGCCAAUAUUGGCAGCAUAGAUGUUCUGGAUAUGGGUCAGGUACAGCGGAUGCAUUUGAGGCAGCCAUUCCCACCAGCUUCGGCAAAUCAAAUGGUAUACGAAAGCAUCAGUCAGCGAUGCGCAGACCAACCACUUUCACCGGCCGUCUGUGCCUGGGAUGGCGAAUUCACCUACGAGCAACUUGAUAAGCUCUCGUCAGGAUUCGCGCAAGAGAUCCUUGCCUAUGGAGUUAGACCGGAGGACCCGAUUCUGGUAUGCCUGGAAAAGAGCCGCUGGGUCCCGGUGGCUAUGCUGGCAGUCUGGAAAGCUGGGGCAUGUCUAGUCCUUCUGGAUGCCACCCAUCCAGCUACUCGGUUGCAAAUCAUUGCAAGGCAGACUGGCGCAUCAAUGGCAAUUUCAAAUAAGAGUACCCGCUUCAAAGCAAGCAGCCUGUGCUCAAUAGUAUUGCAAAUCGAUGUUGACGGCCCGUGGGCUCGACAGAUUGAUCCCUCACUGGCUGAGACGGUCUAUGUUGGGGAAAACAGCGCCGCAUACAUUGUAUUCACUUCUGGCUCGACUGGAACACCCAAAGGGGCUGUGAUCGAGCAUGCUUCCCUUGCCAUUGCGUGGAAGACCCUUCCCCUCCGCUUCCAGUUAGGACCUACAUCGCGUGUUCUACAAUUUGCCUCCCAUGCCUGGGAUGCGGCAGUGCUCGAUGUCAUGGCCGCAUUGAUGUCAGGGGGUUGCCUAUGUAUUCCCUCGGAAAGUGAACGUAUGGGUAAUCUGGCCUCCGCUACGAAUCGUAUGAAGGUUAAUUGGAUGUUUUUGACGCCAACCGUCGCCCGUCUGCUUAACCCUAGCGAACUUUUGUAUCUCGAGACUCUGGUUCUUGGCGGGGAAGCGGUUACCACAAGGGAUAUUGAUGACUGGCAUGACAAAGUCUGUCUCCUGAGCGCAUACGGGCCAGCGGAGUGUACGCAAAUUAUGAGUGUAACUAGGCCACUAGCCCUGACUUGUGAUGCGCGGAACAUCGGCAUCCCAAAUGCCAGUGUUGGGUGGGUUGUACGCCCGAACGACCCUGAACAGCUUGUCCCUGACGGUGCUGUUGGUGAGCUGCUCAUUGAGGGGCCCAUUGUUGGUCGGGGCUAUUUGUACGACCCUCGGCCUAUUCCCGAUGCCUUCAUUGAGGCUCCUGAGUGGCUGCAGGCCCUUCGCUCCCCGGGUACGACUCGGGUCUACAGAACUGGUGAUUUGGUUCGGUUUGCAGCUGACGGGUCACUCAUAUUUGUCGGGCGCAAGGAUGACCAGGUGAAGCUACACGGCCAGCGGUUGGAGCUGGGCGAAGUUGAACAUCAAGUUCAGCAAGCUUUCCCCGGUUGCAUAAUGGCCAUUGAUCUCAUCCAGCCCGAAAAGGAGCGACAAAUAGGUCCGUUUCUCGCGGCAUGUAUUUUCAUUCCCGGCCAUGCUCAUGAAUCACCACCCCAAGGUCUCAUUUGGGACCCCCCUUCGGAUACAUUCCGAAGCAAGGUCCAAGAGGCUAAAAUGAUUCUAUAUGAGAAACUGCCUUCCUACAUGGUUCCUUCUGUUUUUCUCCCAUUGUCAUACCUGCCCAAAGCGGUGACAGGAAAGGUCGAUCGAAAGCUUCUCCGCAAGGGUAUCUGUGAUAUGUCCCAAAAGGAACUCGACGCAUAUAGCUCCCCGGAUGCCAACCGGGCAGCCUGGGUUUUGACCCUGAUGGAGACACGCUUGCAGGAUCAUAUCUCCAAUAUUCUCCCCAGGAAACCCUGGCAGAUUCCACCAGAUCAAGACCUAUUUCAGCUGGGAAUGGAUUCGGUGCUAGCCAUGACUCUCAUUGCAAGACUGUACAAGGACGGUCUCAAGCUAACAAUAAAGGAUAUCUUUGAGCAACCCCAGCUCACUAGACUAGCUCUUGUGGUGCGAGAGACAUCGCAGUCAGACCAAAGUGUCAAGAAAGUACGCAGUCGCAGCCCCUUUCUGCGUUAUGCAAAGGAGAUUGCCCAUAAAUGGAAGAUGGAUUCGGCCUCCAUCGAACACAUUCUGCCAACUACUUAUUUCCAGCGAGAGAGCUUGGAGGCGCGACACAAAGUGUACUUUAUCUUCCAUUUCCACGGCAAGAUCAAUUGUCAGCGUCUUCAGCAUGCUGUGCAGGUUGCUCUGAACAAAUAUGCUAUACUGCGAACGGUCUUCAUCCCUUGGGACGGGUCUACAAUUCAAGUUACCUUAGGUCUCGCCACCGUACCGGUGGAAAUCAAAACUACCGAUGGGGAUCCGGCAGAUGUAGCAGGAUCUGGUUGCCGCGAGGAUUCCUCAAUACCCAUUGCUCCCGGCCAGCUACACACCCAGCUUCGCUUGACGGUGGGGCCCACCCGUGAUUCAAUGGCCCUCCGAUUGUCACAUGCUCAGUAUGACGGCUUGAGCAUUCCUCGCCUGUUCGAAGACAUUGCCCGGGCAUAUCAGGGGAUGAUCCUAAGUCCCACGACGGUGGACUUUCCGGAAUACUUGUACAGUCGCAUCUAUGACAUUCCUUCACAGGCAUACCAAUUCUGGCGCGAUUUGCUCCGAGGUUCCAGCAUGACCUAUCUUGUUCCUGGACCAUCGUCAGGUUCGCCGCCGUCCCACAAGCGCGGAAGCCUUACGACGAGCACCACGGAGAUCUUUCACCCGCCGGCACCAGCUGGGAUCACCAUGGCCACCGUCGUCAGGACAGCUUGGGCGCUUUGCCUGGCGCACAUGACCGGUACUGAUGACGUCGUCUUCGGUCAGCUCGUCAACGGCCGCAAUCUGGAGCUACCGGAGGCCGAAGCAGUUGUGGGAGCCUGUGUUAAUUACGUGCCAGUCCGAGUGACUCUUCCAGCUGCCUGCACCGUGUCAAACCUCCUGCGCGCAGUUCACGAGCAACAGACCCAGAGCAUGGCCUUCGAGACUAUUGAAUACGACGAUCUGGUGGCAAAGUGUACUUCAUGGCCGGCAGACACAGAACCAGGUACCGGGAUUCACUACGUGAACAUCCCUGAUGUAUUUGCUGGUAGCGGCCUGCCCGGGGUCCAGUCGGACCAUGAAACAUAUGUAUUCCGCUUGCCUCAUUAUCAUCCCCGUGUGGUCUGUAGUCCCCUCUCGAAGGGCACUCUUGAGCUUAAGCUUUAUGUUUCGGAUCAUCUGUGGGAUCAGAGUCAAGCUGAUCAGACUCUACAUCUGUUUGGGCAGGUCGUGGUGCGCCUGCUGGAGAACCCAACGGGUCUGGCUCUCGACGUUUUGAAGCAUUAG